Messenger RNA from Trypanosoma cruzi, 396 nucleotides. RefSeq names its product tyrosine aminotransferase. The coding region runs from base 1 to 396 and encodes 131 amino acids. The transcript has a single exon. NCBI's taxonomy places the organism in Eukaryota, Euglenozoa, Kinetoplastea, Trypanosomatida, Trypanosomatidae. The record is from RefSeq and is a predicted model, not a curated record. Gene Ontology annotation, molecular function: pyridoxal phosphate binding. Gene Ontology annotation, biological process: biosynthetic process.
AUGUUGGUCUGUGGGCCAUGCACGGUUGUCCAGGCAGCCCUUGGCGAGGCCCUCCUCAACACUCCGCAGGAGCACCUUGAUCAGAUCGUUGCCAAAAUCGAGGAAAGCGCCAUGUACCUGUACAAUCACAUUGGAGAGUGUGUCGGCCUGUCUCCGACGAUGCCGCGGGGAGCGAUGUACUUGAUGUCGAAGAUUGAUUUGGAGAAGUACAGAGACAUCAAGACCGACGUGGAGUUCUUCGAGAAGCUGCUCGAGGAGGAAAACGUGCAGGUGCUGCCUGGAACCAUCUUCAAUUCACCAGGCUUCACGCGGUUAACGACGACGCGGCCCGUUGAGGUAUACCGUGAGGCUGUUGAGCGCAUCAAGGCGUUCUGCCAGCGUCACGCGGCCGUUUAG